Molecule: messenger RNA, 498 nt
Organism: Pneumocystis murina B123
Lineage: Eukaryota; Fungi; Ascomycota; Pneumocystomycetes; Pneumocystales; Pneumocystaceae
Product: 60S ribosomal protein L12
Exons: 8
Coding region: 1-498 (165 amino acids)
Biological process (GO): translation
Cellular component (GO): ribosome; cytosolic large ribosomal subunit
Molecular function (GO): large ribosomal subunit rRNA binding; structural constituent of ribosome
Source: RefSeq, a predicted model, not a curated record
AUGGCACCAAAGUUUGAUCCUAAUGAAAUCAAAAUUAUCUAUCUUAGAGUCGCUGGUGGAGAAGUGGGAGCAUCAUCUACACUUGCACCGAAAAUUGGACCUCUCGGCCUUUCUCCUAAAAAAGUAGGGGAAGAUAUUGCUAAAGCAACUGGCGGUUGGAAAGGAUUAAGGGUUACUGUUAAACUAACUAUUCAAAAUCGACAAGCACAAGUGGAAAUUGUUCCAUCCGCUUCUGCUCUUAUUAUUAAAGCAUUAAGAGAACCUCCACGGGAUCGUAAAAAAGAAAAGAAUAUUAAGCAUUCCGGGAAUAUAACAUUAGAUGAUGUUGUUAAUAUUGCACGUCAAAUGCGGUUUAAGAGUUUAGCUAAGGAACUUAGUGGUACAGUUAAAGAGAUUCUUGGAACCGCAUAUACUAUUGGAUGUCAUGUAGACGGCAGAAAUCCUAAAGAAAUUAUUGAUGAAAUUAUUUCUGGUGAUAUUCAAAUUCCUCUUGAGUAG